Messenger RNA from Bombus huntii, 576 nucleotides. RefSeq lists its product as uncharacterized. The transcript has 2 exons. The record is from RefSeq and is a predicted model, not a curated record. NCBI's taxonomy places the organism in Eukaryota, Metazoa, Arthropoda, Insecta, Hymenoptera, Apidae. The coding region runs from base 1 to 576 and encodes 191 amino acids.
AUGAAUGAAGAUUGUUUUGAAGAUACCUCCGAAGGAGAUCAGUAUGAAUUAGUCCAAAGCAAAGCUGACAGUGAAAGUUCUGUAUACAUUGAAGGUGAAGAGAUAGAAAGAUCUUCGAAUAAUGAAGAGGAAACCUACUUGGAAGCGUGUGGUAACAAGAAAAGGAUGCGUAUUCUUUCUAGUUCUGACUCCGAGGAUGAAAGGACGAACAUUCCAAGCACAUCGCAAAAUGAUAUCGCAGGGCCUACUGGUUAUGCUAAGAGAAAUAUUAUAUCCGGUUGUGGAACCAGUGCUUUCGAAUGGAUAAUUGACAGACACAUAAUGGAACACAUAAAAGAUUGCACUGAAACCGAGGCGCAUCGAGUUUUGAAAAAAGACUGGACAAUAACAGUUGCUGAGUUACGUAGUUUUCUAGGAAUACUAUAUGUCCAGGGCACACAUGAAGCGAGAUCAUUGAAAGCCUCCGAAAGAUUACAAACAGAUAAAUUUGUGCUGAUAUGCGAAAUAUGGAACAGAUUUAUAAGUAAUAGCCAGGCUUGUUACAAGCCAUUUGAAAAUAUCUCAAUAGAUGAAUAA